Thyridium curvatum is the source of this 699-nucleotide messenger RNA. RefSeq lists its product as uncharacterized. The transcript is spliced from 2 exons. The record is from RefSeq and is a predicted model, not a curated record. Gene Ontology annotation, molecular function: chitin binding. NCBI's taxonomy places the organism in Eukaryota, Fungi, Ascomycota, Sordariomycetes, Thyridiales, Thyridiaceae. Bases 1 to 699 code for a protein of 232 amino acids.
AUGCGGUGGGCGCGACUCAGCCUGGCUGUCGGCCUCGGCUUCUCGGGGCUUACCCGUUGUGCGGCAGCCUCCAGCGACAAUGCUGUCAACCUGGAGAUGGGCAUCAAUCAGCUGGAGUUUGAGAUGGCCAACGCACUCGGACGACGGCAAGGGAGCGGUCGCUGCGGCCAGGACGGCGGCAAUGCCCGGUGCCCAGACAACCUCUGCUGCUCCCAGUUCGGCUACUGCGGUGAGGGCGACCAAUUCUGUCUUGCAAUUGUCGGCUGCCAAACUCAAUUCGGAUGUUGCGGAGCCAACUGCGGCGGCGGAGCGGCGCCGCCCACAACCACGCCUCCCACAACAACACGGCCGACGACUCCGCCAACCACCAGACCAACCACGCCCACCACAUCGGCCCCCGUGCCUACCGGAUUGACGAUCAGUCAAAACGCCGCCUGGAUCAUCGGCACCACCAACCACGACAAGGCCGCCUACUACUUCACCAACCACACCCACGCCAACCUCGCCCACUUCUACAGCGGGCCCGUCCCCCAGCAUCCCAGCCGGGAUGCGGUCAAGCACGGAUGGCACUUGCGGAAACGGGGUCACCUGUAUCGGGUCGACCUUUGGACGAUGCUGCUCUCAAUUUGGGUACUGUGGGAACGAUUCACAGUUCUGCUCCUCGAUCGUCAGAUGCCAACCUCAGUUUGGCGAGUGUGA